This is a messenger RNA of Corylus avellana, 531 nucleotides long. NCBI's taxonomy places the organism in Eukaryota, Viridiplantae, Streptophyta, Magnoliopsida, Fagales, Betulaceae. The record is from RefSeq and is a predicted model, not a curated record.
AUGGCACCACAAUCCUUGAAAGAACUUGCUGCUGAUUUCACCAAACUCGACCACUUUGAUGGAACAUCAUUCAAGAGAUGGCAGAAGAAAAUGCAUUUCCUUCUUGCUGGAAUUAGAGUGGCUUACGUGCUAACAACUCCGAAGCCUGUAGCACGUGAGAAUGAGACGAUUGUUGAGACUCGGGCAAUCGUGAAGUGGGAGCAAGAUGACUAUAUUUGCAAAGGCCACAUCUGCAACACUAUGGUGGAUUCUCUAUUCGACAUCUACCAAAGCAAGUUGACUGCCAAAGACGUCUGGGAUGCACUCGAGGCUAAGUAUCUUUUGGAAGAUGCUACAAGUAAGAAGUUUUUGGCUUCUAAAUUCAUGAAUUAUAGAAUGAUAGAUGAUAGGCCUAUUGUUGAACAAUUUAAUGAGAUUCUGCAUAUUUUGAGUCAAUUUAGUCAGCAUAACAUGAAGAUGGAUGAGGAAAUUGCUGUCUCAUCCAUCAUUGACAAACUUCCUUCUUCCUGGAAAGAUCAAAAGAAAUUUUGA